This is a messenger RNA of Phycomyces blakesleeanus NRRL 1555(-), 1451 nucleotides long. RefSeq lists its product as hypothetical. The coding region runs from base 8 to 1303 and encodes 431 amino acids. The record is from RefSeq and is a predicted model, not a curated record. Lineage: Eukaryota; Fungi; Mucoromycota; Mucoromycetes; Mucorales; Phycomycetaceae. The transcript has a single exon. Gene Ontology annotation, molecular function: protein binding; nucleic acid binding.
UGAUCUAAUGGCAGAAUUGGAUGACACAUUCGGAAAAGAACUUGAUGCUUAUAUCGAAGCACGUACCAAUCCUCCUUUAGACAAUACUGAUUCACCAACACACUCACACUCAAUUUUGUCGCCACCACCGCCACCGCCACCGCCACCGCCACGAAAAAGACAACAACAACAACAACAACAAAAAGACCAGGAAUGGGAACAUGAGUCAUCCACAAGUACCUCUACAGAAUUAUCUCGAUAUCUCUACAAUGAAGAAACUGGAUUGUGGUACGACACAGUAACAGGUGAAUAUUCCGUUUAUGAUACUGCAACACAAAUGUACAUUCCAGUAAAGGUGAUCAAUGACGAUGAAGAUGAAGAUGAUGGAUCACGAGAACCAAAGAGCAAUGCAGUUUUACGUCUGGUGGUAAUAAAAUCCACUUUAUUUACACCGGGAAAUGUUGUUUUGGUCGAUGCAAACGGUCUGACUGUGGGUCGAGACAGAUCUGCAUGGGACACACGGCUUCGACUGGCCGAGAUGCCAGUGAGUAAGAUCCAUUGUCAGAUCUAUUGUGAAUCCAACAAGAAUGAGCCAGAAUCUUUUUAUAUAAUCGAUGUCGGAUCACGGCAUGGUACGUUCGUCAAUGGAGAACGUCUAUCGGAACCAAAGAAGAGUAGUCUACCAAGGCACCUCAAACAUCAAGACCAAUUGAAAAUCGGCUCAACCGUUCUACAGGUCCAUUGGCACGACUCUUCCGAGUGGCCUUGUCAGCAAUGCAAAGUCGACAGUUGUCAGAUCAUCGACACAACAGAAGGGAAGCGUGAUAAGGAGGAAAAGGAAGAGGAGCAGAGACAGCGUAAGAAACAGGAAUUGUUCCAGGGAAACCAACGUCGGAAAGACCUCGAGACCACCAGGCGAAAAGAACUGAGCCGCCUCAAAGAAAUCUUUGCAGUGCCUAAAAAAGAAAAAGAAACUUAUAAGGAUCGAGCAGAAUGGCGUCGGAAAUGCGAACCACGGGUUCCUGUGUCGGCCCUGCGACAACACACAAUAGAGGCAGAGCCCAGCGUAGUAGAAACUGUGACAAACCAGAUGACACCUGUGCAGGGCGUGGGAGAUCGGAUGUUGCGCAAGAUGGGAUGGCAGGAUGGCCAAAGUUUAGGAAAGACAGGAUCGGGUGGAAUUCUGGAACCUAUCUCUGCGACUCCUCAGACUGAGCGAGCCGGACUUGGAUCUCAGACAAGUGAAAGAAUAGGAAGUGCACAUGAGUCACCAAAGACAAGGGCAUGGCGAACAGCUAAAGAACGAUAUGAUAAAGUUGUCUAAGUCAAAAUUCACUCAAAAGCUUCCUUCACCCCUUCCUCCCCCCACACACAUACAUAUACACAUACACAUACACAUACACAUACACAUACACAUACACAUACACACACACACUACUUGUACAAAUUAUGGCUUUAUAUAUAUAUAGAAG